AUGAGUCUUAAAGUCAAGGAAGAAAUCCAGAAACAACUCGACGCCAACUUCAUAAAACCAAUUAAGCAUCCGGAGUGGUUGGCUAACGUGGUAGUUGUACCUAAAAAAGAUGGAAGAGUCCGAGUUUGCAUCGACUUUAGAGAUCUAAAUGCUGCAUCACCAAAAGAUUAUUUUCCCCUUCCUCACAUUGAUGUUUUAGUGGAUAGUACUGCAGGACACGCAAUGUUCUCAUUCAUGGAUGGAUUCUCAGGAUACAAUCAAAUACUCAUGUCAGCAAAUGACAUGCCCAAGACAUCGUUUAUCACUCCUUGGGGAACCUUCUGUUAUAGAGCGAUGCCAUUUGGUUUGAAAAACGCAGGAGCCACUUAUCAGCGAGCUGCGACAACAAUACUGCACGAUCUUAUCCAUAACACUGUUGAAGUCUAUGUCGAUGCCAUGAUCGUCAAAAGCCACGAUCGAGGAAAUCACGUAGAAGAAUUGAAGUCUUUCUUUGACCGAAUAAGGAAGUACAACCUGAGAUUGAACCCACAGAAAUGUAUGUUUGGUGUAACGUCGGGAAAACUUUUGGGAUUUGUAGUAAGCCAAGACGGCAUCAAAGUAGACUCCGACAAGGUAAAAGCCAUACAAGAACUACCUCCUCCUAAAACGGAAAAAGAAAUCCGAGGUUUUCUGGGCAGAAUUCAAUAUAUCAGCAGAUUUAUAUCUCAACUAACAACAAGGUGUGAGCCUAUAUUUAAGUUGCUGAAAAAGAACGUUCCCAAAAAGUGGAAUGACGAAUGUCAGGCUUCAUUUGAUUCAAUGAAGGAAUAUCUUUCAAACCCGCCGGUUUUGAUGCCACCCAAACCCGGCCAACCUCUAAUAUUAUACCUCACAAUCACGGAAACGGCCAUGGGAGCACUUUUAGCUCAAUAUCAAGAAGGAACAAAAAAGGAAGUAGCUAUUUACUACCUCAGCAAAAAGUUUCUGGAAUAUGAAACUAGAUACACCGCUGGAACGGGCUUGCAUCGCCCUCAUAUAUGCCACAAAAAAGCUACGACAUCAUCUACAAGCCCACACCACGUACCUUAUCUCCAGACUCGAUCCCAUCAAUCUGUGAAAGGAAGAGCCAUAUCCGAGGCAUUGGCUGAUGGGCCCAUAUCAGGCGACGAAUUUGAUGAUGAUUUUCCUGACGAGAACAUAUUCACCAUUAAUGUAUCGAAAUGGAAAAUGUACUUUGAUGGGGCAUCCAAUAGAAAAGGAAACGGCGCUGGAGUAUUGUUAAUAGAUCCCCAUGGGAUACACAUACCUUUUGCUGUGAAACUCGGUUUCCCAACCACAAACAAUACAGCCGAAUAUGAAGCUUGUAUCUAUGGAAUCAAAGCUUCCCUAGCAGCGGGGGCAAAACAUCUCACCGUGUAUGGUGAUUCAAAUCUUAUCAUAUCCCAGACGAUUGGGGCAUGGAGAGUUCGGGAUGAAAGAUUGCAAAUGUAUAGUGAUUAUGUACAACAAUUCAUCCCAUAUUUUGAUGAUAUUGAUUUCAAGCAUCUUCCUCGUGAGCAAAAUAACUUUACAGAUGCUUUAGCUAACUUAGCAGUAAAUUUAACUUGGGAAGAGAACGUGAAAAUCCAAUCAGUGAAGAUCGUGGAGAAUGAAUUUCCCGUGAUUGAAUUUGAAAACAUGAUCGCCUUGUUAAUACAAGAAGAUGAAGAAGAUCCUUGGUAUAUAGAUAUAAAGAAAUUUUUAAUCGAAGGACAAUACCCUGAAGGAAGUCACAAGAAAGAUCGAUUAGCCAUUCGAAGACUAGCAGCUCAUUUCAUAAUGUUAAAAGAGCAAUUGUAUCAUAAAGGUUUUGAUGGAAUUCCACAACUAUGUAUUUAUGGAGAACAGACACAAAGGAUCAUGAAGGAAGUUCACAGAGGAGAAUGUGGACCGCACAUGAAUGGAAGGAUGCUUGCUCGAAAAAUUCUUCGGGCUGGAUACUAUUGGACUACUCUCGAAAGUGAUUGUGUACAUUUUGUAAGAGCCUGCAAGAAGUGUCAAAUCUUUGCAAAUGUCAACCAUAUGCCACCUGUAUCAUUGAAUAACCUUACUUCACCAUGGCCGUUUUCAAGCUGGGGGAUAGAUAUCAUCGGGCAAAUCCACCCAAAAGCCUAA
Spinacia oleracea (spinach) is the source of this 2133-nucleotide messenger RNA. RefSeq lists its product as uncharacterized. Gene Ontology annotation, molecular function: RNA-DNA hybrid ribonuclease activity; nucleic acid binding. The record is from RefSeq and is a predicted model, not a curated record. The coding region runs from base 1 to 2133 and encodes 710 amino acids. The transcript has 2 exons. Lineage: Eukaryota; Viridiplantae; Streptophyta; Magnoliopsida; Caryophyllales; Amaranthaceae.